Messenger RNA from Mixia osmundae IAM 14324, 2379 nucleotides. RefSeq lists its product as uncharacterized. Bases 228 to 2357 code for a protein of 709 amino acids. The transcript has a single exon. NCBI's taxonomy places the organism in Eukaryota, Fungi, Basidiomycota, Mixiomycetes, Mixiales, Mixiaceae. The record is from RefSeq and is a predicted model, not a curated record.
CACUCCUACCAUCUGCGUUACUUUGCGAGAGCCGUUGCUGACUUUGGGCUUCUGCCUCUUCUUCAGCUUACAGGAUUUCUUUAUAGAAAAACAUCCGAGUCGUCUAGCAACUCAAAGUUGCCACCUUUACACAUAGCGACGACGAGGGAAGAAGCCUCUUGCCUCCCUUUAACGGAGACAUGACCUCUCGUUCAGCCUAGCCAGUCUCUGACUGUGCCUGGCCCGAGAUGGUUCUCGAUGAAGUUGCUGCGUCCCACCGCACUCGUCAUGCUUUGGCCGAAAGGUCUCUGCAGAGUGUUUGCGUUGUCACACACUGUCCUGUCGUCUGCUUCGCUUCGGCUGGUAUUCGGACUUCAGUCGUCGUGGCCGUGGUGACGUUGGCGAGGAGCAUGAGGCUGUUUCUGAGCUAUCUCACUACUAUCUAUAUAUGUUGUCACACUGCACUCUCGGGCUAUCAUACUCUGCCCCUCGUGCUCUUUCCUGUCUCUCUAGCGAGAUUUCAUCCCCUUAGUGUUCCAGUCGAUCGCGUCUGCCGUCUCGACAUGGACGACUUUACGAAGGUCGAUCGAAAUCUCAAGAAUGCACUGUUCGAGGGCUACAAGCUCAGUCCGCUAAGAGAUGCUGCGCUGUCCAGGCAAGCGCUGCCAUGUAAAGGUGACGACGUUGCGCUGCCAGGACGGCCACUUGUACGAGUUGAUGACAUUGCAACGUACAACUGGCGUGCAGUCAGAGCCAAGGCGAAGCACAACUUUCUCUGCCCGGAGUCAGCUACAAGUGCAGUCUUUAUCGAUGGUCAAGCACAAGUCUGGCGCAUAAGCCUCAGUGAGCAAGAUGUCGCCAUCAAACUGCUUCUGGCUAUUCCCCUGCCCGUCAGCCCUAGCACGGCUUCGAAGGCGGCAGAGUACCCUAGCAUUGUGAUAUCAGAUGGCAAGAUCAUCGUAGCAGACGGCACUGGGUUGCUCUACAUCAUCAGCUCCUCGGCACAGACGGCCGCAAUAGAUGCAUCUUAUAGCUUGCAAGUCAAUGACGCCUCACUACCUUUCAGUUUGCUAGGCGUACAGUCGCAAGCUAGGCCAGAUGGCACAAUGGCUUACUUGAUCUCGUAUCUGUCCGAAGCUGCUGUCAGCAGAGGGAACGACGAGGAAUCCGGGCGCUUCACGCUCGCGCUCGUGACGCCAAGUCAAAUCGUUCGCAAUGGCUAUGCUCUCCUGGACACGAUGUGGACCAUCACGGGUGCCGACUUGCCAUCCUUCGUGUACCGUCAAGACAAUACUGCGAGCUGGAUCGUUGGCGCAAGCGCUCAUUUUACUGCUCUUGGUGUCCCGGCCGACUCGCAAGUCGAGCAGUCGAAAAUCAAACCGACAGAGUCCGUGCGAUAUCAUUGGAGUCAGACGUCAGAGACUAUCACAGUCGAUUUCAAGCUCCCUCUUGCAGCCAGAGCCAAGGACAUCAAUGUGACCUUUUCGCCUCAAUUCGUGACGAUUGCGCCAAAGACCGAUAACGCUUGUCUACCGCGCUGGUCACAUCGCAAGCUAUGGUCUAAAAUCAAACCAGACGAGUCAACGUGGUCUCUCGAGCCUUUGGAUGAUGCAUGCCUCUUGUCUCUCACAUUGGAGAAGACCGAAUCGUCACGCUGGUACAGCAUCUUUUCGCCAGACGCUCAAGGCUAUGAGGAGAUUGACGAGACGCUCGACGCCGAUGUAGCAAGAGAUAUUGCAGCAAACCUAGAUAAGUAUACGUCUGAUACGCACCUGGACAAUGUUCCGCCAUCGACUUUGCUCGGCGAUGAAGUUGACGCCGACAUUGAUGCUCCUGCCGAUACGCCGGGCAGCGGAACCAUGCUAACAAUUAUAUCUGACGAGGGUCGAACCACCAGAGUACCGCUUACGCGCCCUGUCGAGCUUCUCUCACUGCCAGUCCCAAGUCAGCCGCAGACCGAUAAAUCGAUCAUCAUUCGCAGCGACGUUCAUGGCUUUCUUUUCAAACUCGAAACAGACACGGCGAGCUGGCGACACACAUCAACAUUUCCUGCACUCGCUUUCGUGCUCGCCUCAAAGCGUGACAUAAAAUACGCCGCGCAUCUCGAUCAUUCUGUCAGCAUCGCAAUCGAAGCCGGUGCAACGCUUCGGGCAGCUGCUCAUGCGAAUACCUCAGGUUCACAAAUCCCUGCUGGUGGCAACGCAUACUUGUACUACCCUCCUCCACCAGGCAGCAAAGCAAGAACGGCGCGUUCUGCGGUGGCCAAGAUAACUUCGCCAUCUUCUGGCGCCUGUAUCGGCGUAGCAAGACUGAGCAUCGACGAGAAGGACGUCAUCAUCUUUUUGUGCGAACAAGAACUGGUUACAUUGCGUCUAUAGCUACAGAGUCUACGUUGUCAAU